Molecule: messenger RNA, 918 nt
Organism: Kluyveromyces lactis
Lineage: Eukaryota; Fungi; Ascomycota; Saccharomycetes; Saccharomycetales; Saccharomycetaceae
Gene: YIF1
Product: protein transporter YIF1
Exons: 1
Coding region: 1-918 (305 amino acids)
Biological process (GO): endoplasmic reticulum to Golgi vesicle-mediated transport
Cellular component (GO): COPII-coated ER to Golgi transport vesicle; Golgi membrane; endoplasmic reticulum membrane
Source: RefSeq, a predicted model, not a curated record
AUGUCGUAUAAUCCUUAUUACAGUGAAAUCGGAAGUGACAGCAAUGUUGGUAUGGCUGCCGCUGGUAAAGGCAAAAAUAUUUCGGCAACAGGUAAGCAGUAUGGGAUGCAACAGCCAAGUUUAGGUCCACAAACACCACAGCAGCAGCAGCAGCAGAACGGCUCUUACUUGCCUUCAGCCAGUACGAAUAUGGCAUUCCAAUUUGGUCAAACUGCAUUCAACCAGUUUGUGGGCCAAGAGAAUAUCAGUCAAUUCCAAGAAACGAUGUCUAAGGCAACCGGUGCUACGAACUCAAGUGUUGCACAUUACUUCCAGGUGUCUAACUCGUAUGUUUUUCACAAGUUUAAAUUAAUCACUGUCCCGUUUCUACAGAAAAAUUGGCAACGUAUACCGGACUCGUCGAAUUCUUUCCAACCUCCUAGGAUUGAUGUGAACUCACCUGAUUUAUACAUUCCUGUAAUGGGGCUAGUGACCUAUAUCUUGGCAUGGAAUGUCACACAAGGAUUAAACGGAUCCUUUGAUCCUGAAAACCUUUACUUCAAACUCUCAUCGACAUUAGCUUUUUUCUUAUUGGAUUUAAUAAUACUAAGGCUGGGAUUAUAUCUUUUAGUCAGUAACACCACAUCACCUGUUACUUCUUUGGUAGAAUUAACAUGCUACGUGGGGUAUAAGUUUGUUCCAUUGAUCUUUUCCAUGUUUUUUCCAGCUUCUUUCAUAUGGUUAAAUCGUCUUGCAAAACUAUAUCUGUUCGUUGCGUUUGGUGUAUUCUUACUAAGAUCUAUUAAGUUUAACUUAUUUGCGGAUAUGGGAAACAGCGCAGACUUUUCAUUCAAGAAGGGAACAGUAAAGAAGGUCAAUUAUUUUCUAUUUGUUUAUGGGUUCUUUUGGCAAAGCGUGUUAAUGUGGUUGAUGGGUUGA